UCUCGACCCGCGCCAUGACUGCUGCAUCGUCGUCGUCCACAGCGUCCACGUCGGCGCCGUCGCCUACGCUGGCGCUGCUGGCGUCGCCCGCCUGCGAGCUCAUCUCGCAGGGCGCCGAGGCGCGCGUCUACCUCUACCGGCCUGCGGCGGCCAGCGUCUUCCCGAGCUCUGCGCCCGCACCGGCGGCGCCGGCGCCGCUCGUGCUCAAGCACCGCUUCCCCAAGACGUACCGGCACAGCUCGCUGUCCACGCAGCUGACAGCGCAGCGCACCACGCUCGAGGCGCGCACGCUGGUGCGCUGUGCGCGCGAGGGCGUCAAUGUGCCCGGCUUGCGCUUCGUCGACGAGCGCGAAGGCGUGCUGGGCAUGGCCUGGGUCGACGGCAAGAGCAUCAGACAAUGCCUUGGCGGCGGCGCAGAGGGCGAGGAGAUGUGGGAGGAGGCGGAGGAGGGUGAGGAGACGGGUCUGGAGGCGCCCGAGAUGAGUGAUGAGCAGCAAGUGGGCUUGAUGCGGUUGGUCGGGCAACAGCUGGCGACGAUGCAUGCAGCAGACGUGAUCCACGGCGACCUGACGACCAGCAACAUGAUGCAUCGAUGUUCCGAUGGCUUCGACGAGGUAGUGCUCAUCGACUUUGGCCUCACAUCUGCGAGCACAGUGGCCGAGGACAAGGCCGUCGACCUCUACGUGCUGGAGCGCGCCUUUGCCUCGACACAUCCGGCGUCGGAGCACCUCUUUGCCGAGGUGCUCAAGAGCUACGCAGAAGUGGCGAGCAAGAAGCAGAAGGGCAGGGCGGCAUUCUGGAAGGAGGUGGAGCGGAAACUGAGCGAAGUGCGGCUGAGAGGCCGGAAACGCUCGAUGGUGGGGUGAAAGUGCAAAAGAGGU
Messenger RNA from Tilletiopsis washingtonensis, 881 nucleotides. RefSeq lists its product as hypothetical. Gene Ontology annotation, molecular function: ATP binding; protein serine/threonine kinase activity. The record is from RefSeq and is a predicted model, not a curated record. Gene Ontology annotation, biological process: protein phosphorylation. NCBI's taxonomy places the organism in Eukaryota, Fungi, Basidiomycota, Exobasidiomycetes, Entylomatales. The transcript is spliced from 4 exons. The coding region runs from base 15 to 866 and encodes 283 amino acids. Gene Ontology annotation, cellular component: EKC/KEOPS complex; nucleus; cytosol.